This is a messenger RNA of Exophiala bonariae, 1458 nucleotides long. RefSeq lists its product as uncharacterized. Lineage: Eukaryota; Fungi; Ascomycota; Eurotiomycetes; Chaetothyriales; Herpotrichiellaceae. The record is from RefSeq and is a predicted model, not a curated record. Bases 1 to 1458 code for a protein of 485 amino acids. The transcript has 3 exons.
AUGAGCAACAAAAAAUGCAACAAACAUCCAUCUGAAAAUUCCUGUCACAUCAAAUGGACUUUCAGAUCGCCUCGGACAGAUCUUGACCGUCAAUGUGAAGAAAUACUGCCUGGUUACCGUGCGACAUACAACUCAGUGGCCGGUAACAAGAAUACGGCUUGUCUGGAUCUGAGUGAAUUUGACAUCGCUUAUGAAUUUGCGCGGAGGCACUGGCCCGGACGAUUGGUAGAUCGCCUUAUUGAUAUUGAGCCCUGGUUUUUCGUCUUCUACAAAUCCUACCAAAUCAAAACAGAUGCCAGAGUCUGGAGAAGACUUUACCCACGCUUGCGCGCCAACAUCGGAAGAAUUAGCGCUGCCAGCAGCCAAUUUCUUUUGACCAUGCUCGACUGGAUCGUGUCAUCGAGCCAAUUGAGCAAAGGACAUGGCCUGAGAGCUGUCCUGAAUCUAGCUCUCCUGCACAAGGAGGUCAAAACACAGGCUUUCGAGCACAAUGUGUCGGGUACUCUAGGAUCACACUUCAUGCAAGCUUUAAGGAGUCGCAUAUCCUUCUUGUACGCACGUUGCUUCAGCGAUAGGCAUGAUGAUCCUAUCCAGGAAUUGCUGGGUGCAGUGGUAUUUAGUGCUACUCGGUCUGCACCGGCCGUCCCUGUCCGUUAUUCCAACGAGAAGCUAGUUCAAGUUCUGUACCGACCUGCCGAACUGGAUUGCGUAUUUGACUGGGACGAUUCAUGGGAUCAUCCAACCGUCCCAACGCGUUUCGACGUUCAGCGAAGCUUGGCAACUAGAAACACCACCGAGUUUGUACGUUUAUUUACGAGCAUUAUUCGUGGCCGGUUCCUCGAGUGCUGUGGGUAUAGUGCCGGCUCAUUCAUUGACGAGAUACUCAGGGGAAUGAUCAUCUUCGCAGUGGGAAAAGAUCAUAUUCAACUCACAACCAACUAUCACAAUAUGAUCAAGCUUCCCUUCGGUGGCUCAGUGUCCAUUGCAGCCCAGCACUCGGAAGUUUUAUGUCUGUGGCAUGACAUUUUCGAGUUUCUCCAGUAUUCUGGUGUGCCCUUCAUCGGCCAGUUCUGGACAUUUUGGGAAUCUUCGUCACCACCAAAGGAGCACCUUCUUGAUGGUUCGAGAGUCCUGCGAAAGCUCAUCCUGCAUAUCAUUUUCGCCAGUUCUCUCGAAGUACUGUCUUUGUUCGUCGCAGCUGAAAGAGAACACAUAACCGAUGGUCAUAUAAAGAAUCAAGAAGUCUUUGCCACAUGGUUUGGUGGAGGUGCCGAUGAAACAAACUUGAAGCUUUAUCGCCAGUUAUUUGCUGCCCAAUUGCUCGUCCUCUACUGUCUGAAAAGCGCCCACGAUGGAGAAGAAAACGGUAGAUUCGAGUGGGAUUUGGACGAUUACGAGUAUGCCACGUUUUAUAGCGGCAACGAUGCUGGGGUAAGAAUUUGCUUGCCCUUGCCGUAG